Messenger RNA from Humulus lupulus (European hop), 1287 nucleotides. RefSeq names its product expansin-A13. The record is from RefSeq and is a predicted model, not a curated record. Gene Ontology annotation, biological process: plant-type cell wall organization. NCBI's taxonomy places the organism in Eukaryota, Viridiplantae, Streptophyta, Magnoliopsida, Rosales, Cannabaceae. Bases 123 to 914 code for a protein of 263 amino acids. Gene Ontology annotation, cellular component: extracellular region. The transcript is spliced from 2 exons.
UGUGGAAAUGACUAUAGACAUCAGAUACUUUACUCUUCUGUCUCAACUCAACCUGCGGAUUUUGAAAACACAUUUACUCACUCUUCUCUUACACUUUGAAUUAGAGUAGAGAAGAAGCAAUAAUGGCACUCCUACUAGUUCCACUCAUAUACUCUCUCUUCACGCUACUCUCCACAGCCAACUCUCAUUUCUCCUCUUUUUCUUCUACUUCUCCUUCCGCUUCCUUCUCGGAAUGGCGACCCGCUCGGGCAACCUACUACGCGGCGGCAGACCCCCGAGACGCGGUGGGCGGCGCGUGCGGUUACGGAGAUCUUGUCAAGAGCGGUUACGGGAUGGCCACCGUUGGAUUGAGCGAGGCGCUGUUUGAGCGCGGUCAGAUCUGUGGCGCCUGCUUCGAGCUCAGGUGCGUCGAGGAUCUCCGCUGGUGCAUUCCGGGGACUUCGAUUAUCCUCACCGCCACUAACUUCUGCGCUCCAAAUUAUGGCUUCACGGCUGAUGGUGGCGGCCAUUGCAACCCUCCCAACAAGCACUUCGUCCUCCCCAUUGAGGCCUUCGAGAAGAUCGCCCUUUGGAAGGCAGGCAAUAUGCCAGUUCAGUACCGCAGAAUCAAGUGCAGAAAGGAAGGAGGAAUACGAUUCACAAUUGAUGGUUCAAGUAUCUUCAUUUCGGUGCUAGUUAGCAAUGUUGCUGGUGCUGGAGACGUAUCUGCUGUGAAAAUUAAGGGUUCAAGAACUGGUUGGCUUUCAAUGGGAAGGAACUGGGGCCAAAACUGGCACAUAAAUGCUGAUUUAAAAAAUCAACCCAUUUCCUUUGAGGUUACUAAUAGUGAUGGUGUCACUGUUACUUCCUAUAAUGUUGCACCAAAAAAUUGGAACUUCGGACAAUCAUUUGAAGGAAAGCAAUUCGCGUCCUAGAAAGCCCCAUCCUUGGAGAAAGGACUGAAUAGUAACAUUCAAAUUUUCUUUCUUUGGGGGGUGGAAGAGGGUGUAAGAAGUUAUUUCUUUUCUUUUUCUUUUCCCCUCUAGUUUUGGGUGCGAAAUAGUUAGGUUGCAAUUGAUGUUGUCUUUAAAACCAUUUCAUGUACUAGUGGCACGUCCUAGUAAAUUUGCAUGACAUGAUAUCAUAAUGGUGGUUAUUGUAUACUAAAUAUAAUGGAAAAUCCAUUCAAUUAAAUACAUGGUAUCAAUCCCAAAUUUGCUUCCUUGACUCUGGUAUGUUGCAUUGCAAGCUGUUGAUAUCAGGACUAUAAAGAAGCUCUACCCUCUUUUAUAAAAGAUUUUUCUAUUA